CUCCGGCUGUGCAAGCGAUCAAGAGCCAGUGCGCUUUUGGAAUCGACUUGCCCAAGGCGGAGACUUGUCAAGCUGUUCAAGAUGUGGAUUCUGACACUGUGGCUUCUUUUUCUGCUCAUAUCAAAGGCAUGUGGAAAGAAGGCAUCAGAUACGGGUUCAUGCCAGCCGCAUCCCUCCUGCAAUGAAUGUAUCCGUUCCCACCCCAGCUGUGCCUGGUGUAAACAACUGGAUUUUGUGCAAGCAGAUGAGUCAGAUGUGGCUCGCUGUGCCUCUCGGCUGGAGCUGGAGCGUCGUGGUUGCCUCCCCAGUGAAGUUGUGGACCCGCGUGGCAAGAGGCAUAUCCUGGAGGACAGGCCCCUCAGCGAAAGCCCCCGGCACGAGAGCAUCACUCAGCUGGCGCCCCAAAAAAUUGCUCUACAGCUACGGCUUGGGGAGGAGCAGAAUUUCACUGUGCGUUUCAGACGGGCUGAAGGCUACCCUGUGGACCUGUACUAUCUCAUGGACCUGUCCCAUUCCAUGAAGGAUGACCUGGAGAACAUCAAAAGGCUGGGGAAUGAUCUGUUGGCUGCCCUACGUAAUAUCACCCCCUCUGGGAAAAUUGGCUUUGGCUGCUUUGUGGACAAGACACUGCUGCCCUAUGUGAGCACAUCACCAGCCAAGUGGCACCACCCCUGCCCAAUCCCCAACGAGCCCUGUCAGUCGCCAUUCAGCUAUCGACACGUGCUGGCGCUCACUGACAAUGCCAGCGAGUUUGAGAGCAGAGUCAGCCAGCAGCUUGUCUCAGGGAACCUGGACCCAGCUGAGGGGGGCUUCGACGCUAUCAUGCAGGUGGCAGCUUGCAAGGAACAGAUCGGCUGGCGUGAUGUGACAAGAUUGCUGGUCUUCACUUCAGAUGGCACUUUCCACUUGGCCGGGGAUGGGAAAUUGGGAGGAGUCUACAUGCCCAAUGAUGGGCACUGUCACCUGGAUGAGAAUGGUCUAUACACUAAAAGCUACCUCUAUGACUACCCUUCUGUCGGGCACUUGGCUGAAGUGCUGUCACAGUCUAACAUCCAGCCCAUAUUUGCUGUGACGCGUCCCAGGAUCCUUGUGUAUGAGGAGCUGAGCAAACUCAUUCCAAAGUCGGUCGUCGGGGAACUGAAGGAAGAUUCCAGCAACGUGGUGCAGCUCAUUAUUGAUGCCUACCAUAGCCUUUCAUCCAACGUGAACUUGAAACACUCAGACCUUCCUCCUGGCAUCUCAAUUGCUUAUGACUCGCACUGUGGCAACUCGGAAGUGUUUGGACAUGGACAGAGUGGAGAAUGCUCUGGCGUACAAAUCAACCAGUUGGUGCAGUUCACCGUAAGAAUAAAAGCGACCACCUGCCUGUCUAGUACCCAGGAUCUGCAACUACGAGUUCUGGGAGUGGGUGAGGAAUUACAGGUUCAGCUGUCGACGGUAUGCAAGUGCCAGUGUGGAGAUGUCCAGCCCUACGCCUCACACUGUUCCAGUGGCCAGGGCAACCUCACCUGUGGUGUGUGCAGUUGUCAGGAGGGGCAAAGAGGCCGUCUCUGCGAGUGCAAGGAAGAGGAACUUGAUGACCCAGAAGCCAGGUGCCAUGAUGGAAACAGCACUGGUCCCGUGUGCGGCGGCAAAGGCCGGUGCGUGUGUGGAAAAUGCCAGUGCAACGCCCAUGCCAGCGGCCCCCUUUGCAAGUGUGACAACACCAGCUGCGAAAGACACAAUGGGCAGCUCUGCGCAGGUAAUGGACAGUGCAGGUGUGGCAUUUGUGAGUGUCAGAGCAACUACACCGGCAGCGCAUGCGAGUGCAGUCUGGACACCAGUGAAUGCGUGCAGGAUGGUGCCAUAUGCAGCGGUCACGGGCACUGUGUCUGCAAUAGAUGCCAGUGUGAGGCUGGCUGGCUUGGCAGCUACUGCAGCCACUGUGCAGAGUGCCGAACAGCUUGUGAGCAACACAGGGACUGUGCUGAGUGCAAAGCCUUCGGGACAGGCCCCCUGAGUGGAAACUGCAGCAUUUCUUGCAAUCAGACGAUGAGGGCGUUUUCGGCACCUGCUGUGGAUGAGAAAUGGUGCAAAAUGACAGCAGAAGAUGGCAACCUGCUCAUCUACCUCGUGGAGAAGGACGAGACGGGUAGUAUCACUCUGACUGUCAGCAGCCAAGAGGGUACUACUGACCAGAAACUCAGACUGGUCCUGGGUUUGGUGCUGGGCCCCGUGGCUUUUGCGGUGCUUUUCGUUGUGCUGUGCUGUGUUGUCACGGAGAUCUAUAACCGAAGGGAGGUCAAGCGCUUCGAGGAGGAGUGCAGACGGGCUAAGGGAAAGGAGGUGAACAAUCCACUCUUCCGGCAAGCUACCACCACAGUUGUAAACCCCAAGUACAGGAAAGACUGAUGCACUGACUGGAAGGGGGGGAAAAACCCACUCUGAAACACAUUUAUUCGUAGCAGCCCGAUUGACGUUGGCGAAACUAUGGAAGACAGACCAAAUCCCAACUUUAGAUGACUGAGAAACAAAAGUGAAUUAUUACUAUAUAACGGACAAGAGCCUCCACCGAAUGAAAUUAUUCAAAGCAGAAGCUUUUAACGACAACUGGCAAAAAUGGACUGAAUAUAUAAGCAAUGAACUUAUUAUUAUAUACCCGGUGGACUAUUAAUUUUAUUUGUAAGCUGCUAGCGCAAUGUAUUGGAUGGAUUUUUGUUGUUAUCGAGUGUAGUAGUUAGUUGGAAUUUAUAACUAUGAUUAAGUUAAUGUGCUAGUAUAGGACAGAAUUAGUUGGAGCAUGUUUUGUUUUAAUCUAUUAUAAAUUUUUGUUAUAAAGGACCAGACUGCAAAAGCAGUCUGUGGUACCAGGAGGAAGCUCAUACAUUUAGACAUGACUCAACAUGAUAGAUGGUACUCGGAUAAGGAGUACCAAAAUCUCUUUUAAUAACCUUUUAUUUCUUAUCUUGUAAGCUUUACCUGACUCUAUUUUUAGUCUCUCCGCCCCCCCCCCCCCCUUUCUCUAUAUUACUGGAUUUCCAAUCCUUUGACCGGACUGUUUAAUACAAGGAAUUUUGAUGCUUAAAAUUAAUAAUGAAAUUUUCCCCGUAGGGGAAACCUAAUAGAUUCUGACAGUUAUGUGACAAAGUUAUGUGACAAUGUUAUGGAAGACAGAAAUUGGUGGACAAUACUAUUCUUUUUUUCCCCUUUUCUUUCUUCCUUAUCUUUCCUUGUGAAACUUCCUACCGACAAAUUGUUUAUUAUGGAAGACUAAAGCCA
This is a messenger RNA of Sphaerodactylus townsendi, 3258 nucleotides long. It is a transcript of the gene ITGB7, whose product is annotated as integrin subunit beta 7. The transcript is spliced from 16 exons. Gene Ontology annotation, molecular function: integrin binding. Gene Ontology annotation, biological process: cell adhesion mediated by integrin; cell migration; cell-matrix adhesion. Lineage: Eukaryota; Metazoa; Chordata; Lepidosauria; Squamata; Sphaerodactylidae. Gene Ontology annotation, cellular component: integrin complex; focal adhesion; cell surface. Bases 82 to 2391 code for a protein of 769 amino acids. The record is from RefSeq and is a predicted model, not a curated record.